AUGUGUCCUGUCCACAGUGGGCCCCCCAACGGUUACUGGUUAACCAGAAUUGGUGCUGCAAACGAGUGUGUCUGGCAGGGGGUCGGCACAGGUGGUGACCAGAGCACUAGGCUGUGUCCUAACCCCUCUCUUUCCCACUUUCUGCAGAGGGAGGAGAAGCAACUGGAGUUGUCUCUGGAGGCGCUUAUUAGCCAGGUGGCUGACCUGAAAAACUCCUUGGUCAGCUUCAUCUAUAAGCUCGAGAAUGAGUAUGAUCGGCUCACCUGGCCCUCGGUCCUGGACAGCUUUGCGCUGCUCUCAGGCCAGCUGAACACGCUGAACAAAGUGCUGAAGCACGAGAAGACACCCCUGAUGCGCAACCAGGUCAUCAUCCCUCUGGUGCUGUCUCCAGAUCGUGAUGAGGAGAUCAUGCGACAGACAGAAGGGCGUGUGCCAGUCUUCAGCCAUGAGGUGGUGCCAGAUCAUCUCCGUACCAAGCCUGACCCUGAGGUGGAGGAGCAGGAGAAGCAGCUGAUCACAGAUGCAACUCGAAUCAGUGCUGAUGCGGCUCAGAAGCAGAUCCAGAGCCUGAACAAAAUAUGCUCAAACCUGCUGGAGAAAAUCAGCAAGGAGGAGCGAGAGUCUGAGAGUGGAGGCCUGAGGCCCUUCCCUAAAAGACCUUUCAACCCCGCGGACACCAAUGCACUGGUGGCGGCUGUGGCUUUUGGAAAAGGGCUGUCAAACCGGAGGCCCCCAGGCUCAGGAGGGCCUGUCCAAGCAAGCCAGCCGGGGGCCAGUGCCAUCCUAGCAGGGGCUUCCGGCAUCCAGCAGGUCCAGAUGUCGGGCGCUUCCAGCCAGCAGCAGCCAAUGCUUGGAGGAGUGCAGAUGCCACAGGCAGGCCAGCCAGGUAAGAUACCCAGUGGCAUCAAAACCAACAUCAAGUCUGCCUCAAUGCACCCCUAUCAGAGAUGAGCAGGGAGGAGCCUCGUCCUGGCUGACCAAACAGCACAAGCAUUGUUCCUGCCAGUUGCCACUCCGGAAUUUCCUUCCAUGCCUGUAAGAUCCCCGCCAGCCUCGUGCAUUUCUGGGCGGGUUCUCCCCCCCGGGAGCUCCAGGCUGUCUCCAUCCUCUGUGGCUUUAUUCAAAGAGAGCUGCUGGGGGCCACGUGCUUAGGGAACCCUGUCUGGCGGCGGGGGCCGAACCCUGUAUCCCAUCUGGCCUGGUGUGGAGAGACUCAUCCCCUUCACUCGUCCAGAUGCAGAAGCUGAAUGCCCUCCGAGAACCUCUUCUCCUGGUGUCUGUGUGAAGCAGUCCAUGGAGGUCCACUGCCUCCUCCCUCCACCCUCCCACUGUCCAAUAAAAACCGUGUUCCAUGCCAACC
Molecule: messenger RNA, 1360 nt
Organism: Pelodiscus sinensis (Chinese soft-shelled turtle)
Lineage: Eukaryota; Metazoa; Chordata; Testudines; Trionychidae
Source: RefSeq, a predicted model, not a curated record